Paramecium pentaurelia is the source of this 258-nucleotide messenger RNA. NCBI's taxonomy places the organism in Eukaryota, Ciliophora, Oligohymenophorea, Peniculida, Parameciidae. The record is from the annotation of a GenBank genome assembly.
AUGAUAAUUAAAGUCCAUCUGAACAUCAUUUGCAUUAAAAAAGAUUAGAGAAUAAAUUUAAAGGGAAGCUCAAAUAUGUCUCAGGCUUUGAGUAAUGCUCAAUCUGAUAUGUUUAUAUCAUCAAUAAUGAAGAUUCCACCUCAUAAAGUUAAUAAUGCAGUAGCAGUAUUUACAUUACCCAAAUCAUAAUCGGAAGUAUUCUUAUAUGUUUUGAUUAUAAUAAGUGGAAAUUGCAUUUUAUUUAGUCACUAUAUAUGA